Messenger RNA from Lycium ferocissimum, 1764 nucleotides. RefSeq names its product VAN3-binding protein-like. Gene Ontology annotation, biological process: auxin-activated signaling pathway; phloem or xylem histogenesis; leaf vascular tissue pattern formation. NCBI's taxonomy places the organism in Eukaryota, Viridiplantae, Streptophyta, Magnoliopsida, Solanales, Solanaceae. The record is from RefSeq and is a predicted model, not a curated record. The transcript has 7 exons. Bases 161 to 1561 code for a protein of 466 amino acids.
CACACACAGACAGAGUCACUGUUCCAUAUUCACUUUCUCAUACCCUUUGAUCUAUAAAGCAUCAAAGCAAAUACUCUCUCCAUUCCAUUACUACACUCCUAUUAACAACUACUCCAUAUAAUCCCUCUCUCAUUUUCCCACUCUUUAAUUUAUAAAAAAAAUGGACCAAGUACAGCCAAUGUACAGGCAACCACCACCAGAAACACCAAAAGAACCCAUGGAAUUUCUGUCACGUUCUUGGAGUGUCUCUGCUUUUGAAGUUUCUAAAGCUUUAACUCCUCCAAAAUCACUUAAUAUUACUAGUGCUGCCCCUUCUUCUUCUUCUUGUUAUAAUAUUGGGAGUGGUAGUGGAACUAUACCUGAAGAAGAUAUUGCUGGAGUCUUUGAUGAAUCUAAUGCUUUUACGGGCAACCCUUUUUCUUUUGCUUCUUCUGAAACUUCUCAACUUAUUAUGGAACGUAUUAUGUCUGUUUCUCAGGAUGUUUCACCACGCACAUCUGGACGGCUAUCUCAUAGUAGUGGACCUUUAAAUGGUGGUUCUCUUACAGACAGUCCUCCAGUUUCCCCUUCAGAAAUGGAUGAUAAUAAGAACUGUCGUCUGAACAACGUGCCAGUCAAUAACCAGUACAGGAGCAAUGCUACUGCUACCAGCUCGGCUGUCACUGGCGGCGGAGGUGCAGGUGGUGGCGGGAAGACGGUUGGUAGGUGGUUGAAAGAUAGAAAAGAGAAGAAGAAAGAGGAGAUGAGGGCACAAAACGCACAACUCCAUGCUGCUGUGUCUGUCGCAGGAGUUGCUGCUGCUGUUGCAGCGAUUGCUGCAGCAACUGCAGCCUCGUCCGGUAACGGAAAGGACAAAACUGAUAUGGCUGUGGCUUCUGCUGCCACCUUGGUAGCAGCACAGUGUGUUGAAGCUGCUGAGGCUAUGGGAGCUGAGCGCGAACACCUUGCAUCAGUCGUUAGUUCUGCCGUGAACGUUCGUUCAGCAGGGGAUAUUAUGACAUUAACUGCCGCUGCAGCUACUGCUCUACGUGGUGCGGCUACAUUAAAGGCUAGAACAUUGAAGGAAGUAUGGAACAUAGCAGCUGUAAUUCCUGUAGAUAAAGGGAUAGGAAGUGGCAAUGGUGGUGGUAGCAAUGGUAGUUCAAGUGGAGAGCUAAUCCCCGAAGAGAAUUUUCUUGGAAUUUGCAGCAGGGAAUUGCUUGCUAGAGGUGGUGAGCUACUAAAGCGUACUCGUCAAGGAGAGCUUCACUGGAAGAUAGUGUCUGUAUAUAUAAAUAGGCUGGGUCAGGUGAUACUGAAAAUGAAGAGUAGGCACGUUGCUGGGACCAUUACAAAAAAGAAAAAGAAUAUAGUGCUGGAAGUGUUGAAGGAUAUUCCGGCUUGGCCGGGGCGCCACUUGCUCCCGGACAGUGACAACUUUCGAUACUUUGCGUUGAAGACUGUUUUACGAGGGGUCGUUGAAUUCGAGUGUCGAGACCAGAGGGAGUAUGAUCUAUGGACUCAGGGUGUUUCAAGGCUGCUAAGUAUUGCUGCAGAAAGAAAUAGCAGACAUGUGUUUUGAAUUUCUUUUAAGGGGGUGGUAGAAACUUGCAUAAUUAGUAAGUUUGAUUUAGUAGGGGGUUAUGUUUUUGCCCCUUUUGAUGGAUUUUUAGACUAACCAAAUGCUAUGAUAUUGGGUGGGGUGUACUUGUGCUUUUUAUUUGUUGAACUGUUUCUAUUGUAAAAAUGAAAUUAAAGUAUAAGUUAUCCAAAUGGGGUCUACUA